AUGAACUUGUACAAAAGUGUAUUAUAUUUUUUUCUGAGCGUAACAAUCAUAAAAUCAAACUUUACUGGCCAUCAUUGUGACACAGUCAAGCCAUACGGUAUAGUUAAUGCAUCAGCUUCUGGGAAAUGGCAUCUUGUCAAGGGUGUUCAGAUCGGAGGAGGCAAUGGGUCCAGCAAUGCCUGCGGCUUCUUCAACACAGUCUCACCCUGUAAGUGCAUUGGAGUGUAUAUAUCCACGAACCAAACGCCGCCUAUAACAAACUACACAUUGAUCAAUUUUGGAUACAAUUCGCAGCUACGAUCAUACGGCACUACUGAUAUUCGGCUUAACUUGAUUUCAAAAACUUUAUCAAUUUACAAUGCCUAUGUUCCUCUUGCACAGAUAAAUUUCACGGUUGCUAUACUUGGUACAGACGAUUUUACUUCUUGGAUGUCACUUACAAUGUGCAACAGUCUUAAAGACAAAAAUGGUAGUAUAGGUAAAAUAAUGUGGAUCAUAACAAGAAGUAAUAAUCCUAGCCAGACCAUUUUGUCAAAUGCGACAGAUACACUGAAAACUUACAUCAAUGGAAACAUGCCGUUGAUCAGUAUAGAUCAAACAAACUGUCCUCCAAUUGUGUAAUGUAAAUUAUAAAAAACAAAAACGAAAAACAAAUGAACAUUGUAUUUUA
Messenger RNA from Cimex lectularius (bed bug), 670 nucleotides. RefSeq lists its product as uncharacterized. The transcript has 6 exons. Bases 1 to 621 code for a protein of 206 amino acids. The record is from RefSeq and is a predicted model, not a curated record. Lineage: Eukaryota; Metazoa; Arthropoda; Insecta; Hemiptera; Cimicidae.